AUGUUCUUAUCUCAGCAAAAAUAUGCCACUGAAAUUCUUGGGCGUGCUAAGAUGCUAAAUUGCAAACUAGCUCGAACCCCAGCUUAUACUUCAGCCAAGUUUGAUUGCACAGGACCACCGGUCUCUGACCCUACGCUCUAUAGGAGCCUUGCUGGGGCUCUUCAAUAUCUCACAUUUACGAGACCUGAUAUCACUUAUGUUGUUCAACAAGUUUGUCUCUACAUACAUGAUUCCCGAGAGCCUCAUUUCACCGCUUUUAAGCGUAUUUUGAGAUAUAUCCGUGGUACUCUUGAUCAUGGUCUCCAGCUAUACGCCUCUCCAUCCCGUGGUCUCAUUGCAUAUUCUGAUGCCGAUUGGGCUAGUUGUCCAUUUACACGUCGCUCCACAUCUAGUUAUUGUGUUUUUAUGGGUCAGAAUCUCCUCUCAUGGUCUUCAAAGAGACAGGGUACCAUUUCUAGGUCCAGUGGCAAGGCUGAGUAUCAAGGCGUUGCAAAUGCAGUUGUCGAGACAUGUUGGUUGUGCAAUUUACUUCGUGAGCUUCACUAUCCUCCUCUCUCUGCUACUUUGGUAUAUUGUGACAACGUCAGUGUUGUUUAUUUGUUCACCAAUCCUGUUUAG
Messenger RNA from Lactuca sativa (garden lettuce), 618 nucleotides. The record is from RefSeq and is a predicted model, not a curated record. Lineage: Eukaryota; Viridiplantae; Streptophyta; Magnoliopsida; Asterales; Asteraceae.